CUCGUAAAACUUUGCAAACCCAGAGCUCGAAAGUUUUUAUUUAACUUACUCAUUACUCAUUCAACAUUACUAUACCAAAGUUAAGUCUAUAUACCAUGAGAAAAGUACUAAUGUUAGCUAAAACCUGCCCAGAAUGUAAUUUUAUGUACCAAUUGAACCUUUCUAACGGGAGACUUUGAUCUCCGACCUGGAUUGUUUCCCAACCGAACGGCCAUCCGAUUGGCCAAGAAGAAAAACGAACCUCUUUUCCUUUCAUCCCAUUGGCUGUUCCGCAGCGUCACCGCUCCUACUUUUCUGAAGCACCGCCUCCUAGCAAAAAGCUAGUGUGCGGCUUUCACUGACUGUGACACGGGAAUGCCCUUCCUCGGCGCCCUGGAUGACCACGGGGAAUAAAUCUCCAAUCAGACAUUGCGUCUGUUCGAGCUCAGGAGUGGAUGACGAUUGACUGUCCAUCAGAAAGCCCUGAGCUGGCUGAUCUCGGAGCGGAGACGACGCUUUGUGAAGCGUGAAGGUGGAGGCGCUCACGUUUCCGAGAUGUCACUCAAACAAGCAGACGGGAUGUCCAUCGCCCAGGCUUUGGCCAUGACCGUGGCAGAGAUACCCGUCUUUCUGUAUUCCACAUUCGGGCAGUCCAUAUUCUCUCAGCUAAAGCUCACCCCGAACUUGAAGAAGGUCCUGUUCGCCACGGCGCUGGGCAGUGUCGCCCUGGCUCUCACCGCUCAUCAGCUGAAAAGGCGGGGGAGAAAAAGGAAGCAGGCGACGCAAGGGAAGGAGGGCCAGAAGACAGUAGGAGUACCAGAGGCGCUGAUGAAGCCAGGAAGACCCUCGUCGUUUAAGAGAGGCCCGUUUACCGGCCGACAGAUGAUGAGUCCCAGCACCCGGAGCAAUGACACCAUGAGUGGAAUCUCCUCCCUGGCCCCCAGUAAACACUCAAGCUCCUCACACAGCCUGGCAUCUACGCGGGUCCCAAACUCUCCAAGUCAGGCAGCCAAUCCGUCCACACCCUGGGAAACGGAGCCUGUGGUGGAAGAGUCGGGGGCAAUCGAGGAUGCAAAUGCAGAGAAUCUCUACAUACUGGGGAUGGAGCUCUUUGAGGAAGCUCUACACAAGUGGGAGCAGGCCCUCAACAUCCGCCACCACCCCCACUCCACCUCCAGCAACAACAGCCUCGCCCUGCAGGGGGCGGCGUGUGAGGACUUUCCAACGGGUGAAAGCCAUAACAACGUGUUUGCUGAGAAGUUGGAGACGCUACUGCACAGGGCGUACCACCUGCAGGAGGACUUUGGCAGUACCAUCCCGACAGACAGCGUACUGGCGGAUUUCGAGAGUGAAGGAACUCUUAUCUUGCCGCAAGCGGGGAGUUUCCACAGGCGGCGGGACGACGACGCGACCACCGUUACCUCCGACGAGUCCUUCUUCUCAGCCGCGGAGCUGUUCGACGCCUUGUCUCUAGAAGACGUCUACCAGCCGCACAAACCAGCAGCUCUCUACGAGGAAGCCUUGUCUCUGGUCCGGGAGAACAAAGUGUCCUAUCGGUCUCUCAGGACCGACUUACUUGAAUGUUUUGGUGACCAAGACUUCCUGGCCAAGCUUCAAUGUGUGAGACAAGCAUUCCAGGUCCUGUUGUUAGAUGAAAGUCAUCGCACAUUUUUCAUGGAGACGGGGAAGCAAAUGAUUGUCGGGUUGAUGGUGAAGGCAAAUAAGAGUCCCAAAGGCUUCCUGGAGAGCUAUGAGGACAUGCUGCUUUACACCAAGAGAGAAGAGACGUGGCCCGUCACUAAGAUGGAGCUUGAGGGUCGAGGGGUGGUGUGUAUGAACUUUUUUGACAUUGUUUUGGACUUCAUCCUGAUGGACUCGUUUGAAGACCUGGAGAAUCCUCCCUCCUCUGUGGUAGCUGUGUUGAGGAACCGCUGGCUCUCUGACAGCUUUAAAGAAACGGCUCUGGCAACUGCUUGCUGGUCCGUCCUAAAAGCAAAAAGACGUCUUCUCAUGGUCCCAGAUGGUUUUAUCUCCCACUUCUAUGCCAUAUCUGAACACGUGAGCCCAGUUUUAGCUUUUGGGUUUUUGGGACCCAGGCAGCACCUAAGUGAGGUGUGCACCAUUUUCAAGCAACAAAUCCUGCAGUACCUGAAGGAUAUGUUUGAUCACGACAAAGUCCGCUUCACCUCGGCGCAGUGCCUGGCCGAGGACAUCCUCAAGCUUUCCCACCGCCGGAGUGAGAUUUUACUGGGUUACCUGGGAAUCAGCAGUCUUCUGGAGGUCAAUGGAGCCCUGUCCAGAGACGCAGAGGGCACAUCCGGGCCCAACUAAGACUACUAGAGUCCCUCAGGGUUCCCCGACUUGUGAAAACCUGCCUCGGCCUUGUUCGAUGACGUGGAUGCUUCCUAAAACCUCAUCUGGACCAAGCGCUCCCAACACAGGAAGACCGGGCCUCCUCCGCUAUUAUCACACAUCGAUCGAGUCCCUCGGAGGACCUUCUGUCCAUCUGACUUGUGGAACAUCCUGGUCUUCAUAAUUAUGUGAGAAAUGUGCGUUUGUAUGUUUUAUACUGAAGGGGAGGGAUAUUUAUGAAAUCCAUAAUAAUUCUUGAAGGUUUGGCCUGCUGAAGACUUUAAGGACUUCAUGAAUUUGUCUCGUCCUUCAUCUGAAUAAGUAUUUAUUUCAUCCCAUGUGAUUUAAUUGCCCAACGUUAGAUGUUCAAUGCAAAAAGACAUGUUUGACACAUUUGUCAAGUGUGUUUACAUGGUAUUCAUGUUGAAGUUUAUUAUCCCACAGGGUUGUUUUGACUCUCUGCUGCGUUCUCUUGGAAAUGGCAGUGAUCUCGCCAACAUGCAAAGGUUUUGUAAAGGUUGACGUUCUCUAACUAGAUGCCAGUAGAUGAUCUAAAUAAUCAUUUUAAGUGCCACUGAGGGUUCAUAAAGAAACUUCCCACUAAUAAUAACACACGGUUAUUUAAAACACACCCUGUCCUACUGUGGGCUGCAAAAAUACCUCCUGAGAUUCACAAAGUGCACAUGGUCAUAUCAGAACUUUAAUUUUCCAUCUUAGUAAACCGUUAAUUGACAAACCUCAAUAAAUGAAUAAAACCGUGCCAAUCUACGUUUUAGGGACCUGCGAUGAAGAGCAUUGUGCAGUCAGACUAACCUUUGCAAGUGCACUGAUGAUGAUGAUAGUUUAGCACUCAAAUAAGCAUCUACAUGUUCCUCAUAGUCACACAAGUGUUUGUUUUGAGGUCUUGAUAAUCCAAAUCCGGCUCCUGAUGCCGUUCAGAGUCAACGGCCCGGGAUUAUUUCUGUUACUGUCCGGCAUUUACAUCCAACUGUAAAUAGAGCUUUUACUCUACACUAAAAUAGACUUUUGUUUUGUUAAGGUGCAGCUUUGUGUUUUUAAGCAUUUUGCACUUUAUGCCAAAAGCAGGAAGAUACAGGAAUGUCCCACAGCUCGUUUUGUAUGAUCGGAUCAUCUGUACAAAUAUAUAUAUAUAUAUAUAAAACAACUCAUUGCAUUAUAGAACUGACAUACUAUUGAUAACAGAGUUUGAAUUCUGUACAGUAUUGAAACUUUCCCCAAAAAAUAUUUUAUGGAAAUUCGUUUUUUUUUUUCUAGUCUUGUUUGAAAUGUUCAAAUUCUCCAAUAGAGUUUUUUGACUGCUGAUCCCGUCCGUUCUCCUGACUGUUGGACCUGCUAAUGUAGACCAUUGAUUUGCAACAGUAUGAAUGCAAUUAUAAAAGAAUGCUAAUGUUUAGUCUAGUCUUACUCUGCUUUGUCUCUGUCCUGAGAGCAGAUGAUCAGAGAUGAAUCCCUCUGCAUGUUGACGUUCUCUGAAAUGCAUCAAUCAGUGUAUCUUUGUAACUUUUAGAGGCUACAAUUGUUGUUCAUUUGGAAAAUCCAAGCUAGAAAGAAGCUAGAGAAGCUGACUCAGAACAACUUGUCAGAGUUCUGAAAUGUGCUCUACUACUUGGCGAAGAUUCUAUAGAGUAAAGAGUUUUACGAGGAUUUCAGAUGGCCAAAAUUGAGACAGGACGAUUUCACUGCUGUACGUUGCGAGUGUCCUUUUCAUGCCUUUUGUCUUUUCUAUCGUUAAGUGUCAAUGCCAGCACAAACUGUAAAUUCAUUUUGAUCCUCCAUAUUAAAUGUUAUUUUUUGUUAUUAAACUA
Messenger RNA from Gasterosteus aculeatus aculeatus (three-spined stickleback), 4157 nucleotides. It is a transcript of the gene miga2, whose product is annotated as mitoguardin 2. NCBI's taxonomy places the organism in Eukaryota, Metazoa, Chordata, Actinopteri, Perciformes, Gasterosteidae. The record is from RefSeq and is a predicted model, not a curated record. Gene Ontology annotation, biological process: mitochondrial fusion.